AGGGGAGGGGCCCAGCGAGGCGGAUCCGGAGCAAGGGGGAGCGCGGAGGGGCGGGCCCUGGCUGGGUGGUCCCGGGCGGAUCCCGGGAAGGCGGAAGGCUUCGGCAGAGCUGUGCCGCCGAGGCUGAGCGGCCCUUUACCGCUGCCGCCGCCCCGGUGCCCAAACCCGUGGCGCUAUGGAGGCGGCGCUGCUGGGGCUGUGCAACUGGAGCACGCUGGGCGUGUGCGCCGCGCUGAAGCUGCCGCAGAUCUCCGCUGUACUAGCAGCGCGCAGCGCGCGGGGCCUCAGCCUUCCGAGUUUACUUCUGGAGCUGGCAGGGUUCCUGGUGUUUCUCCGGUACCAGUGUUACUAUGGGUAUCCGCCGCUGACCUACCUGGAGUACCCCAUCCUCAUCGCACAAGAUGUCAUCCUCCUGCUGUGUAUCUUUCAUUUUAACGGGAACGUGAAGCAGGCCACUCCUUACAUCGCUGUAUUGGUGUCUUCUUGGUUCGUCCUCGCCCUGCAGAAGUGGAUCAUAGACCUGGCCAUGAAUCUAUGUACUUUCAUCAGCGCGGCCAGUAAGUUUGCACAGCUCCAGUGUCUAUGGAAGACGAGAGACUCGGGAACUGUGAGUGCGCUGACUUGGAGCCUCUCUUCCUAUACCUGUGCAACAAGAAUCAUCACAACCUUAAUGACCACCAAUGAUUUUACAAUUCUUACACGUUUUGUGAUCAUGCUGGCUUUAAAUAUAUGGGUAACCGUGACAGUACUUCGCUACCGGAAGACAGCUAUAAAGGCUGAAUGAUGGAUACAUUAUUCCUUCACACAGUGGAUUCUGAGUAACUGAACCAAAGGAAAAAGAAGCUCUUUGCUAAAUUAAUAAAUUUAGUAAAUUUCAUAAAUUUUAUACAUUUAGUAAAUCAGUUUAUAAUCUUUGAAGCCAAAGGCUUCUUUAGACUUAAAGAGCCACUUAAACACUUGUUUGAAAAUACCAAUUUCCCUCCUUCGUUAGGUUACGGUAGCGCUCAGACAUCUGCAGUGCAGAGAAGGCCCGUGACUGUUGGAAGUCAUCCACGAAGCCCAUUUUGAGGCCAUUUUGACCCUUACUCUUAAGUUCUAUAUGAAGAACUACAUCGAUUUGUUGGCUUUCAGAAUCUUUUAGGAAAUAAAUCCUCUCCAUGACAAAAAUGAACAUGAACGGAGUGGCAUUUUGUUCCAAGUCAGAGGUGGACACCUAUAAUGACUAGGGUUCACUUUCUGGGACUGAUGUUUAAUUGUAACAUAGAUACAACAGGGUGGCCUUGUUUUAUAUAAUACAGUAUUACGCCUGCACGUGCUCUAGCAAGGAUACCAAGGCAAGCACACAUGUAACUGGCUUGAGUUUGUAUCAAAAUAGUCCUUCAAGUUCGCACUGUGCCUUAAGUAAUUCCUAACAAAAGGUACUAGGAUUAGCUGCAAUCUCUUCUUUCGAUGAGGAAAUCCCAGUAAGCUUUCUGCUUCAAGGACAAUGCUGCCAUUGUUUAAAGGGCCACAACUAUAUAAUUACCACUGCUGGAAUCUGGUACAAAAUACGUUUUGUCUACUGAAAACAAAACAGUAAAGGGUGUUAGGUAGGUUCUGUCCAGUUCUUAGGGAUUUUUUUCACAUUAUAGUAUUUUUACCCUAAAUAUGAUGUUAAGAUUAUUAUAUACUGUAUUUUCUUCUAAAUUAACCCUAAUGUUUAAAAACUCACUUUCCCCCUUUAAUUGAAGGCAUUGUUUUGUUAUAUGCAGUAAUGAUGUUUACCAGAGAGAUUGUUUCCUAUGCAAAAUAAAUUUUCAUAUUUUGAAUUCUGCUGAGUCUUAAAA
This is a messenger RNA of Cercocebus atys (sooty mangabey), 1826 nucleotides long. It is a transcript of the gene SLC66A3, whose product is annotated as PQ loop repeat containing 3. NCBI's taxonomy places the organism in Eukaryota, Metazoa, Chordata, Mammalia, Primates, Cercopithecidae. The record is from RefSeq and is a predicted model, not a curated record. The transcript is spliced from 7 exons. The coding region runs from base 176 to 784 and encodes 202 amino acids.